AUGGUGAAAGGCCUCUCAACGCACCUUAUUGCAGGGCAGCCAGAUGCGGAUGAAGACCAAGGAUGGGUAUGGAGAAUUUGGUGCGUUGAGAGGGUCAAGCUCUUCCUUUGGAAAAUAAUGAAGAAUGGUUUGCUAGUCAAUGGUGAAAGGCGGAGGCGCAGCUUGACGGAAGACAGUAGCUGCCCUUGGUGCGGUGACGGCGAGGAGUCCCUUGAUCAUCUCUUCAGGCGUUGUGAGUUCGCUAUGAGCUAUUGGAAUCUUUGCACGGGGCUUAAGGCUCGAAACAACUGGCUCUUUAACAACACUCAAGUACCAGCUAGUGAGGUGGUUAGGAGGUCCAUGAGGAAAGGGCUUGACAGUUUCUCAUUAAGUGGUACGACGCUCAACACUGAUGGUGCUAGAAAGGCCAAGUCAGGCAUGGCUAGUGCAGAUGGAACCAUUCGAGAUCACAAUGGUGUUUGGAUUGUGGGGUUCACCACCAAAAUUGGGAUCACGAGUAGCUUCUUUGCAGAGUUGUGGGAUCUGAAAGAAGGUCUUAGCCUCGUCAAAGACAGGGGGAUGAAUAAGAUCAUUGUAUAG
Molecule: messenger RNA, 579 nt
Organism: Ipomoea nil (Japanese morning glory)
Lineage: Eukaryota; Viridiplantae; Streptophyta; Magnoliopsida; Solanales; Convolvulaceae
Exons: 3
Coding region: 1-579 (192 amino acids)
Molecular function (GO): RNA-DNA hybrid ribonuclease activity; nucleic acid binding
Source: RefSeq, a predicted model, not a curated record